AUGGCACACUCUAUCGGCCUUGAUCCUCAGUGGAUUCGGAGAUUCAAGAUAGUUCAGUGGGGGCCGAACCAAUGGGUGGAAAAAGUACAAAACGUCUUCCAUCAUUUCCUUGAUAGUCACCAAGUCUCGCAGUCUAUCCAAAAUUCAGCCUCUCUUCUUAUCACCAUCAUUUUGAAACUUUCAUUGAGCCUUCUCACCGCUACCCUCGGCCUCGUAAGCGCUGCUGCUGUUGCUCAGGAUGUCGCUUCGGUUGCAGCUGAGAGAUGUCAAGAUGAUUGUGCAGCCCAAGCUCCAGAUGGGAUCGGAACUGUAGUUGCCUAUUGCCGCUGGCAGAUGGGAAUUCGACCUUGGGAUAGACCCAAGUGCAAUUCUUAA
Molecule: messenger RNA, 375 nt
Organism: Plenodomus lingam JN3
Lineage: Eukaryota; Fungi; Ascomycota; Dothideomycetes; Pleosporales; Leptosphaeriaceae
Source: RefSeq, a predicted model, not a curated record